Oikopleura dioica is the source of this 1272-nucleotide messenger RNA. Lineage: Eukaryota; Metazoa; Chordata; Appendicularia; Copelata; Oikopleuridae. The record is from the annotation of a GenBank genome assembly.
AUGGAGCAAUUUCAACUGAGCAAUGGACAGGGAAUCCGAGUUCUGAAUUCCAACGGUCAGAAUAUCCAGAUCAUCCAGCAAUCGGACGCAUCUGGAGCUGUUUCGACUUCUCGACCAGCAACAAUCCAACAAGCCACUCUCAACGGACAGCCUGUUUUACUACAGAUCGUGAACCAAGCUCCCGGAGAAAACCAGACCGUCACGGGCGGUCAAGUGAUAAAUGUCCCAGUUACGAGCAAGAUCGAAACUCCGAAGAAACGCCCGUUGGAGGCCACUCUUGCUGUCGCUCCUACUGUACAAUCUGUUCAGCCAGCGAUUCAAUCGCAAACACUCAAUCGUCAUGGAGGGCUAAAUACAUCUAUAAUGAGUCAGGGAUCGAAUGGUGGCAAUGCCAGUUUUCACGAUUUAAACGGGCCAGCUGCUAAGAGAGCCAGGCUCGCUCGCGGUGGUCUGAGAAUAUGUGCAAAAGAUGUGUGUGACAAAGUCUUUGAAAAAGGAAGGACGACGUAUUUCGAAGUUGCAAAUGAAAUCGUCGGCGACUCGCUGGGAACUGGCGAUGUCGACGAAAAGAAUUUGAAGCGAAGAGUUUACGAUGCUCUCAAUGUUCUGAUGGCACUGAAUAUUGUUCACAAAGAAAGAAACAAAGAAAAGACUAUUUCGUGGGUCGGCUUGCCGACUUCUGGGAACAGCGAGCAGAAAUCCCAUCUUCAAACUGAGAAAUUAACCCUCCAGCGACGUGUCAAACACAAAGAGGGUGUCCUCAGAGAAUUGCUCCUCCAGCACGUUGCUUUCAAAAGGUUGCUAGAAAGAAAUCGCAAGAAUGAAGAAGAAAAAGAAAAGAAACAUUCAAAGGCGGUUGUUCAACUACCAUUCAUCGUGGUGAACAUGUCCCGUGAGACGAAAAUCGACUGUUCGAUUUCGGAAGAUCAAUUCGAGUAUCACAUCAAGUUCAAUAAGUGUUUCGAACUUCAUGACGAGCUGGAGAUUCUCAAGCUCCUGGGCUUGGCAGAUCCACAAAACGCCGAAUUGAUGCUUCCAAAGAAACUGCGUCACUAUUUAUCAAACGAGCCUCAAAUGGGCGGCUCAAGCGCGUUGAGCGCGUCAAUGUCCUCCCGUCUCUCCUCGAACCACUCGAUCGCCGGAUCAGACUCGACGACGAUGAACUCGAGCAACAACGAUCACCAAGUCGAGCUCGUCGAAAUCUGCGAAAUUCCCGAGAUCGCGCACGUGGUCAAAACUGAAACUGUCGAAACUUCCAGAAGUUCUGAUUGA